This is a messenger RNA of Ahaetulla prasina, 3762 nucleotides long. RefSeq names its product lysophospholipase 1 (gene LYPLA1). The record is from RefSeq and is a predicted model, not a curated record. The coding region runs from base 236 to 928 and encodes 230 amino acids. Gene Ontology annotation, molecular function: palmitoyl-(protein) hydrolase activity; carboxylic ester hydrolase activity. NCBI's taxonomy places the organism in Eukaryota, Metazoa, Chordata, Lepidosauria, Squamata, Colubridae. Gene Ontology annotation, cellular component: cytoplasm. Gene Ontology annotation, biological process: protein depalmitoylation. The transcript is spliced from 9 exons.
CUCCGCCCUCCCCCCCCCACACGUUUCAACGGCCUCCUCUGCUCUUGCUGAACUGAGCAGGAGGGAGCGGGAGCCCGCGCACCCCCCCACUCCCAACCCUUCCCAGGGAAGGGAGGCGGGCCUGCUGAGUAUCCUCCGUCUCUGUGGUUCCAAUCGGGUUCCUGUGCCUCCCGUUUCCCCACCUCCCUCCAGCCCGCCCCGUUAGACUGGCCGACGCGAGAGGAGAGCUCAGUGUAUGUGCGGCAACACCAUGUCUGCUCCGCUCCCAGCCAUUGUCCCGGCCGCCAAGAAGGCCACCGCCGCGGUCAUAUUUCUCCAUGGAUUAGGAGAUACUGGGCAUGGCUGGGCAGAAGCAUUUGCUGGUAUUAGGAGUCCACACGUGAAGUAUAUUUGUCCACAUGCGCCCAUCAUGCCAGUUUCUCUCAACAUGAAUAUGGCCAUGCCUUCCUGGUUCGAUAUUUUUGGACUUGCUCCAGAUUCACAGGAAGAUGAAGCUGGAAUCAAACAAGCAUCAGAGAAUGUGAACACACUUAUAGAACAAGAAGUAAGGAAUGGAAUACCCUCAAACAGAAUAAUUUUGGGAGGAUUUUCUCAGGGAGGAGCUUUAUCUUUAUACACUGCCCUCACAACGCAACAGAAGUUAGGGGGUGUUAUAGCACUCAGCUGUUGGCUUCCACUGCGGACUUCAUUUCCACAGGGUCCCAUCAAUUGCAUCAACAAAGACAUGUCUAUUCUCCAGUGCCAUGGUGACCGUGAUCCUUUGGUUCCUUUAAUGUUUGGAAGUGUGACUUCUGAAACACUAAAGAAAAUGUUAAACCCUGGCAACAUAACUUUCAAAAUGUACUCAGGCAUGAUGCAUAGCUCAUGUAUUGAGGAAAUGAUGGAUGUGAAGCAAUUUAUUGAUGAGCACCUACCUCCAAUUGACUGAAAUAUAUGAGAAGCCUUCGGUUAAAUGCACCAGCAUCAUCUGUACUAGUUGUUUUUUCAUGUAGCUAUUUCUAAAGCAUCUCUGUGCCUACAGUAUUAACUGUAUUGCAAAGAUUAGAAACUAUAACUUCAUGAGAAACAAUAUUCUUUUUAAACCCCAUUGGCCAUAACAUAGAUAUAUGGCAGUGGAAAGGCAUGUUGGAAUAUAAUUAGGUAUUCUCUUCCUUGCUAGAUCAUUCCAAAUUUAAAGUUAUGGAGCCCUUUUAUAAUUCAGAGCAAGAUUUUCCCCCAAAUCCUGUUAUAUUAUUACUUGCUAAAUUAACACUUAUAUAUGCAGUAUAUAAAACUAAGCAUGCAGUGGUAGAACGAGUAUUAACGUUCACAUUUAACCAAUAUUAUUGCAUGUUCAAGGUAAGUCUCAAGUCUUUAAAUGAUCCCUACACCUUGGAGGAAUACAGUAUUUUAUCCUAAAUGUGUGCCCUACUACUUAGAAUCUUUGAAAAAGUAUUUAUAACAAAUGUUUCUCAUUCAGCUGUCCUUACUGAGAUAAAUUUAGACAUAGAUGUCACUAAAUUAUAUGUAGAAUAAAACAAAAGUCAUUAGAAAUUUUAAUAUAUUGCAAAAAAUGAGCUUUCAAAAGCUCUUUUAAGUAGCUAACUUCUUAAAAAUCAAAAUAUAUUGUAUAUGUUAGUCUUAACUUGUUCUGCUUCAAAAAAAAUCAAAAAAGAAAUCAAGGUUGUUGUUUAAAGCAUUGCACAAUCAACUGAUAUAAGAGACAAGAGAAGGGGUGCAUACAAAGAAUAUUUUAUUUUAAAGCUGAAAAAGAUCACUGUGAAAAUUUGGUUGAACUGUUCUAAAUCUAUCACAGCUCAGCAGAAAUGUAAUGUUUGGUUAUUCAAAACGAAAUCUGGAGGGAUACCAGAGAAGUUUUUUGGAGAAAGUUAGGAUAAGACUGGUGCACAUCAUUUCCUCCUAAGCAAGGCAUGUGCAUUGCUGCCAUCUCCUUGCUCUUCCCAUGGCCGCCUUCAACCACUACCGCUGAUAUUCAGCAUGGCGUAUCACACUGCCUAUCUGUUCCUCCCACCCUACAGAGGAUUUUUCCAGCAUUUUUUUAAUUUUAUAAUUACAUUUGUAAUUAUAAUUAUAAUUAAGUAAUUAAUAAUGUAUAAUUAAUUAAUAAUUAAUAAUGUAAUUAAUUAUAAUUACAUUUGUACAUUUGCUUUCUCCAGUUGCGACUGAUAUCCAAUAUGCCAUCACCAAGGCAACAUGGUUGUUUGGUGCAGAGCACCACAAACUAGCUGUUUUGGAACAGUUUGUGCAAGCAACAUUUUCAAUAUCCCUGGACCAAGUCAUUCAGAAAUAAGAUACUACUUCACCCUUGUCAUGACAAAUUUUACAUCUAAAUUCUUAAGACUUGAAAUUUUAUUUCAGAUAAAUACAUCUUCCUGCAGAAGUUUCAUGUUUUGUACAUAUAUACAGUUAAUUCUAUACAUUCAUUUUACUUCUAUAUGUACUUCGUGUACAUAUAGAAAUUUAAAAAAUCCAUAAUUCUAUAGCAUAAUUGUAAGAAUCCUUUAGAAAUAGUGUAUAAGUUUUGUGGUCAAUAUCGUAUGUGUGGGGGGAAAAAACUGGACAUGUUCUCUUUCAGGCCAUUCACCAUAUCCCAAUAUUUUGCUGAUUUUUUUAGCAUCACAUUGCUACUGUAUAUGGUGAAAUGGCAUCUUCUGAAAUUUCUUCAAUUUAUUAAUGUGAUUUUAUUUAAGAGGAGACAUAGAACCUAAUGGAAUCACUCAUAUCUGCAGCUUGUAAGCACUUAAAUAUAGAAUUAAAAAUGUAAUUGAAGUUACAUUUUGGUGGAGCAGAUAAUCAUGGCCUUUGACACUUUUGUCUAUGUUCUGGCAUUUUCUUGAUACUUGCUGGGCUUUAGAUAAUUAAACUGAGCGCAAUCUAUAUACCAGAAGAAAGAACUGGAAAGUAAGCUGUGUUUGGAAUACUUAACUUCAAAUUUGUAAUUUUUUUUCUGGUACAUAUUGCCAAUAUCAUGGAGGUUUAAAUGGGCUUACAUUUAGUUAUAUGAUGGAAUUUGGAAAGCAAGGAAACCUACGUUUUUAAGGAAACUUAUUGCAGCCUGAAACAAUAUUUUAAAAUGCAGAUUGUGGAUUCUAAUGAAUUUGGCUCUUGAAAGAAGUAAAUGUUUCUGUACCGAAAGCAUCUCUGGACUAUUUUAAUUAUAGGAAUCUCUGCGAGAGUUUGUGUACAUAAGACUUGAAUAUGGGAACAGUGAUUUUAUCAGUUUAUUUUGUUUUUAUUGUAGACUAGUUACUUACAUGCUCCAAGAAGAAAGCAUUUUGACAGUAUUCAGAGAUUUUUUAUAAGCGAUAAACAUGCAAGAUUUUCGAACAUUGGCUUAACAGAAAAUAGUCUGUUAAAAUAUUUAUUAUGUAAUGAUAAUUGCUUCAGUUCUUCUCUUAAACAUCAGAAAUGCAAAACAAACCAAAACUUUGAUUAAUCUCAUUUUUUAACUUAAAAAACUUUAUGUGGAACUACUGACAUCAAAAUAUAUAGCCCUGAAAUAAUGUUCAAUUUACUUUGGAAUCUGACGUAUAAUACUUUGCUAAACAAUCAAACUUUAGAGUAUUGAGUCUUAAAUUGUUCUUAAUUGGAAUGUUUAAAUAAAAUUGCCAGUCUUUAUUGUUUUAUAUCAUACCUUAAAUGCUGUGACAAUUGAGGCAAAUCUAAUAAAUUCAGGAUUUUUAUCCUGAUAGGGUUAGUUUUUAGUUUAUCUUGAAAUAUAGUGCUCAUUGCAGUAAAUGAAUUGCUAAAGGCAUACUCUAU